Gracilinanus agilis (Agile Gracile Mouse Opossum) is the source of this 1941-nucleotide messenger RNA. RefSeq names its product VPS41 subunit of HOPS complex (gene VPS41). Gene Ontology annotation, molecular function: protein binding. Bases 1 to 1941 code for a protein of 646 amino acids. Lineage: Eukaryota; Metazoa; Chordata; Mammalia; Didelphimorphia; Didelphidae. Gene Ontology annotation, biological process: protein targeting to vacuole; macroautophagy; vesicle-mediated transport. The transcript has 22 exons. The record is from RefSeq and is a predicted model, not a curated record. Gene Ontology annotation, cellular component: late endosome; HOPS complex.
AUGGCGGAAGCGGAGAAGGAUGUAUCUGUGGAAGAGUCUACAGAUGAGUCUGAGGAAGAAGAAAGUGAAGAAGAGCCCAAACUGCGAUAUGAAAGGCUUUCCAAUGGGGUGACUGAAAUUCUACAGAAAGAUGCCGCCAGUUGCAUGACGGUACAUGAGAAGUUUCUGGCGCUGGGCACGCACUACGGCAAGGUCUAUUUGCUCGACGUCCAAGGAAAUAUCACUCAGAAGUUCGACAUCGUGCAGGUGUUUGGACUGUACUCUGGAGAGGAAUUUCAUGAGACCUUUGACUGUCCCAUCAAAAUCAUCGCGGUUCACCCCCAGUUUGUGAGGUCCCACUGCAAGCAGUUUGUAACUGGAGGAAAGAAGUUGGUGUUGUUUGAGAGAUCUUGGAUGAGCAGAUGGAAGUCUUCCGUUUUGCAUGAAGGAGAAGGCAACAUAAGAAACGUAAAAUGGAGGGGAAAUCUAAUCGCCUGGGCCAAUAACAUGGGUGUAAAGAUCCUUGACAUCAUAUCAAAGCAGAGGAUCACCAACGUGCCCCGAGAUGACAUCAGCCUCCGCCCAGAUAUGUACCCUUGCAGCCUCUGCUGGAAAGAUAACGUCACCCUCAUCAUUGGCUGGGGCUCUUCUGUCAAGAUCUGUUCGGUGAAGGAGCGGCACGCCAGUGAAAUACGAGACUUGCCCAACCGCUAUGUUGAAAUAGUUUCUCAGUUCGACAUGGAAUUCUACAUCAGUGGGCUCGCGCCUCUCUGCGACCAGCUCGUGGUGCUUUCCUAUGUCAAGGAGACCUCGGACAAAAUGGAGAGGGAAUACUGUGCCCGGCCAAGACUGGACAUUAUUCAGCCCCUUCCCGAGACCUGUGAAGAGAUCUCUUCGGACGCCCUCACAGUGAGAGGUUUUCAGGAGAAUGAGUGUCGAGACUACCACCUGGAGUAUUCCGAAGGCGAAUCGCUCUUUUAUAUCGUCAGUCCCAGGGAUGUUGUUGUGGCCAAGGAACGGGACCAAGAUGACCACAUCGACUGGCUCCUUGAAAAGAAAAAAUAUGAAGAAGCUCUGCUGGCUGCCGAAAUUAGCCAAAGGAAUAUUAAAAGGCACAAGAUUCUGGACAUAGGCCUGGCCUACAUAAGUCACCUGGUGGAGAAAGGAGAGCACGACAUGGCAGCCCGCAAAUGUCAGAAAGUUCUUGGGAAAAAUGCAGCUCUCUGGGAAUAUGAAGUUUACAAAUUUAAAGAAAUUGGACAGCUUAAGGCGAUCAGCCCGUAUUUGCCGAGGGGGGAUCCCGUCCUGAAGCCUCUCAUCUAUGAAAUGAUCCUCCACGAGUUUUUGGAGAGUGACUACGAGGGCUUUGCGACGCUGAUCCGAGAGUGGCCCGGGGACCUCUACAACAACUCGGUCAUCGUCCAGGCUGUCCGGGACCACCUCAAGAAGGACCCCCACAACACGACGUUGCUCCGGACACUGGCCGAGCUGUACACGUACGACAAGAGCUACGGCCAGGCGCUGCAGAUCUACCUGACGCUGCGCCACAAGGACGUCUUCCAGCUCAUCCACAAGCACGAUCUCUUCAGCGCCAUCCAGGAUAAGAUUGUGCUGCUCAUGGACUUCGAUUCCGAGAAAGCCGUGGACAUGCUUCUGGACAACGAAGACAAGAUUUCCAUAAAAAAAGUCGUGGAAGAACUGGAAGACAGGCCUGAGCUGCAGCAUGUGUAUUUGCACAAACUUUUCAAAAGAGAUCAUCACAAGGGCCAGCGCUUCCAUGAGAAGCAGAUCAGCCUGUAUGCCGAGUACGAUCGCCCCAACCUGCUCCCGUUUCUCCGAGACAGCACCCACUGCCCCCUGGAGAAGAGCGCCACGAACACCGCCCUGGACUGGCUCGCCUCCACCCUGUCUGACUGCCGCUUCUCGGAUUCUUUGGUGGGAUCUUCCCAUCGUGCCUAUUAA